UCUAAAUUUGUCUAAAGAAAUUGAUCAAGAGUUUUUAAAAAUAUUUUUUAUUUUAUAUUAAUUUUUCUCAAGAAUGUCGAUCAUUUCAAUUUAUAUUUUCUCAACGGAUGGAAAUCUUAUUCUCUUUAAAAAUUACAAAAAAUCCAUUUUGGCGUCAUCCACCUCUGCUAAUAUUUCUGGCAUUUUGAGAACGAAAAUAUUGAGGACAAAAGAACCAUCCUUUGCACUGAACGAUAGCGAAAAGUGCUCCAUUUUCAAAUGCGCUGAUGUGCUGUUGUGUGCAUGCGCAUCAUCCCAUCUCUCUGACGUCACUGUUUUCGAAAUUUUAAAUUGUCUCAAGGAUAUUUUCCUCGAAUAUUGUGGUUCAGUCAGUGAAAAGAUGUUAUCAGAUAAUCUCUUACUCAUUUAUGAACUACUGGAGGAAUUCAUGGAUGAUGGUCACGUUCAGAUCAGCUCAUCGAGAGGUAUGAAGCCCUUCAUAAUUAACCAGCCUAUAACUAGAUCCAUUUUUAGUUCUUUGGAAUUCCCGAACAUAAAACCAUUUGGCACGGAUCAUGUUUCAUCAUCAUCAUCAUCGCCACCGCCACUUCCAUUAUCAUCAUCAUCAUCAUCGGUGGCAACAACGAGGUCAUCAUCCACAGUGAUGACGAUGCAGAAAACUCCAACCGAUAUUUCAAAAACAUCAUCACCAUCGUCACCAAGAAGGCCUGCUGCGUCAACGUCAUCAUCGUUAUCAUUACCAAAAACAAAGACAACAGCAGCAGUAACAACAACAACUUCGUCACAAAAGUAUGAUAUCUAUGUUGACGUCAUCGAAAGUUAUGACGUCAUCAUUGGCAAUGGCAAAAAUGACCAGCAGCAACAACAACAAUAUUUAUCUGGCAAGCUAGUCACGAGAUCUAACGUUCCGGCGGGGAAUUCCAGAGUUAUAAUUAAAUUUGACCAUGACAUUCGAUUUUCUGACGGUGACGAGGGUGAGGGCAAUAAUCAUGAGGAUCGCCCACUAGCACCAAAGAAUGAUAUAAACAGACUGGAAAAAUGUCAUUUCUAUAGCGAGGAUGUUGACGUAAGCAAAGAUCAAUUGAAUAAUAUAAAGAGUAUCAGUUACUCAGUCGGUGAUAAUGAUGAGCACAUCGUCAUGACGUACUACAAGCAAAUGAAUGGGCAUCAACAGCAACAACAACAACCACCUUUCACAUUAGCUUGCAAACAAACUAGCAUCCCCAACUCAAAGGAUGUAUCGGUUUCACUGACACUAACAUUCAACGGCCAUAAUAAUAAUAAUAACAACUAUAAUAAUAACAAUAAUAAUAAUAAAAGUGGUAGUAGUAGUAGUAGUAGUAUGAAGGUAGUUAAGUGUGUUGUAUCGAUUCCUCUCUCAACUUUAGUGAAAGAAGUCACAUUUGAAAAUCAACCAUCACAACAACAACAAUACACAUUGGUUCACUGCAACAACAACAAACAACAAAACAAUGACGUCAUCGUCGACAGUAAGCAACAACGGCAACCUACUGAUGAUGGUGACAUCAUCAACGAACGACAGCGUGGCUGCAUUCAAACUGAUGAAAUCCUCAACGCCAAACAAGACAAUAUCAACAGUAAACAACAAAAUCAUCUUGACGUCAUAAACGACGAAGAGCAACACAAUAAUGACGUCAUCAAUGAAGAACAACCUCAUAGCAUCAACAACAAGUUGAUUUGGAAUUUGAACAGUGCCUUACAAGUUAACCAGCCAAUCAGCGUUAAGUUCAAGCUGGUGGUAGAGCAGAUGACAUCAUCGUCGUCGUCGUCGUCACCAUCAACAACGACAUCAUCAUCAUCACCUUUGUUGGGGCAAGCACUGAUUGACUUUGAGCUAUCAGGUAAGUCGUCAGUGAGUGGGCUGAAGAUAAGUUCAAUCAACAUGCUAGACUCAAUCAACCAACCAGCCAACCAACCAGUCACACGGCACCGCCAACCUCAACACCAAUACAAUAAAUGGAUAAGAUAUAUCAUUACGUCUGGACUAUACGCUGUCAAUUUAGACUGAUUGGUUGUUUGUUUGUUUUGUUGAUUGAUUGAUUGGAUGUUUGAUUGGUUUGUUAAUUAAUUAAUUAAUUAAUUAAUUGGUUCGUUGACUAAUUUACAUUUUACUUAAUUUUAUGGCUUUGCUCAUCAAUGUACUAUUAGUUGGUUGGUUGAACGAUUGAGUUGAGUGGUUAAAUAUUCGACUGAUUGAAAUUCGACUGACUAACUUAUAUUGAUUGAAUAAAUAGUUAAUUGAUUGAUUGAUUGAGUAGAUUAAUGCUUUUUUCGUCGUCUUUGUCGAUGAUGAAUAAUAAUGAUUAUUAUUAUGUUAUAAUAUAAAUAAGGGUUGAAUUAUAAAUAAAUAUUGAAUUAUAAAUGGAGCACCCCUAGAUGUAGCAUGUACGGAGAGCGUCGAUAUUUUCAUCAUCAAAUGCACUGUUAUCAUUCACAACAAAAAUGAUGUCAUGCUUUAUGAACAUACCAACACCUCCGUCUA
Helobdella robusta is the source of this 2503-nucleotide messenger RNA. RefSeq lists its product as hypothetical. Bases 74 to 2029 code for a protein of 651 amino acids. Gene Ontology annotation, biological process: Golgi to lysosome transport; protein targeting. Gene Ontology annotation, cellular component: cytoplasmic vesicle; clathrin adaptor complex; trans-Golgi network. The record is from RefSeq and is a predicted model, not a curated record. The transcript has 14 exons. NCBI's taxonomy places the organism in Eukaryota, Metazoa, Annelida, Clitellata, Rhynchobdellida, Glossiphoniidae.